Drosophila innubila is the source of this 4247-nucleotide messenger RNA. It is a transcript of the gene Ptpmeg, whose product is annotated as tyrosine-protein phosphatase non-receptor type 4. NCBI's taxonomy places the organism in Eukaryota, Metazoa, Arthropoda, Insecta, Diptera, Drosophilidae. Gene Ontology annotation, biological process: protein dephosphorylation. Gene Ontology annotation, molecular function: cytoskeletal protein binding; protein tyrosine phosphatase activity. Gene Ontology annotation, cellular component: cytoskeleton. The coding region runs from base 657 to 3587 and encodes 976 amino acids. The transcript is spliced from 10 exons. The record is from RefSeq and is a predicted model, not a curated record.
UCUCUGCUCGUUCGGUUGCUCGGUUUGGGUGAAGAAAAAAUUAAAUUUAUUUUAAUUUUUUUGUUAAUUUGGUUCGUUAACAAAUGCAUAAUUUGCUUGCGGUACAGCAAUAUUAAAGUUAAAGAAUUUAUUUUCAAUUGCGGCUUCAUUGUUGGACAUUUUUCUAUUGUGUUUCAUUGUUUUCUUUCCAACUCGCGUCUCCCUGUGCGUGCGUGUGAGGCGGUGUAUUGUAACCAGUCAAUGGAUGUGUGUGUGCGUGCGUUUAUACUUUUUUUAUAAUUAAACGAAGGAGCAUUGUAAACUACAUGUGUUUUUGCUGCCAAAGGCAAACAGUGAAUUAAAGAAGUGUCUUGCUUGCAAGAAAAUGCAACAAAUUGCGUAUAUAUGUACAUAAGAUACCAGCGAAACAAGGACGAACUAAAGCAGCAAUAAAAUAACAGGAAAGAGCAUUAUCCAUCCAAAGUCUUAGCCAUAACGUGAACCGACACGUCCAAAGUCAAAGUCUUGCCAUUUUAUCGAAUAAACAAUCUCAACUGCCAGCCAAAAGAAAGAGCCUUGCUUGCAACAACAAAAAAGAGCUACAGUAAAAAGGCAAAACACAAACACCGAUAUAUAAGUUUAGCAAUUAAUUGGGGGCAGUAUGGAGCUGGGCUGUCAUGUUUGAACGCUUCCGUUUAGGCAACCUGAGCAGAAACUACCGAUUACGCUCCGGAGGCUCCACAGAACUGGCGCGCGACAAGAAACAACAACGACAACAAUGCGUCACCGUACUGUUCCUAGAUGACAUCACGCACACCUUUCGGAUUGAGAAACGUGCGAAAGGCUCUGAGCUCUUAGAUCAGGUCUUUCAAUAUCUCGAGCUAUCCGAAAGGGACUAUUUUGGUCUAUUGUUUCCACAGAAGCCUGGCGACGUUGUGAGAUGGGUUGACGCACAGAAGCAAUUCAAGAAGCAGUGCAGCAGCGUCUCGCUUGACAAUGAUGCCGUUCCAUUAUUAGAGUUUAGAGUUAAGUUCUUUGUCAGCGAUCCCAGUCGCUUGCAGGAGGAGUUCACACGCUACCAGUUCUAUCUGCAGAUUAAGCGCCACAUUCUGCUGGGUCAACUGCCGUGCUCCAGCAAUACCCAGUGCCUGCUUGCCAGCUAUACGGUGCAAUCUGAAUUGGGUGACUUUAAUGCCGUGGAGCAUCAACCAGGUUACUUGAGUAGCCUUCAACUGCUGGCGGAGCAAACGUCGGAGGCGGAGCGUAAAAUCUGUGAGCUGCACAAGCUGCAUCGUGGUCAGUUGCCAGCGGAUGCGGAGUACAAUUACCUGGAGCAUGGCAAGCGUUUGGAACUGUAUGGCAUUGAUCUGCACAAGGCGACAGAUUCCAAUGGCAAGGAUUUGCAGCUGGGCGUCUCUGCGGUGGGUUUGUUGGUGUUCCAGCAUGCACUGCGCGUUAAUACCUUCUCCUGGAGCAAAAUGGUCAAGGUGUCGUUCAAGCGCAAGGAUUUCUUUAUCCAAUUGCGUCGGGAGCCAAGCGAGAGCUAUGACACCUUGCUGGGAUUUGGUAUGAUCAGCCAUAAGCAUGCCAAGGCGUUGUGGAAAUCCUGCGUGGAACAUCACAGCUUCUUCCGGCUGAAGAGACCACAUCGCCUCUCACGAUUCCUCAACAUCAGCCUGGGCAGCAAGUUUUAUUAUUCGGGCCGCACGGAGCUGCAGGCGGUGCAGGAGUCCAAGCAACGUGGACGCAUUCACAAGGUCUUUGUACGCUCUCCCAGCAAGCGACUGCUUGCUGCUGGCUCAGGAGCAGGAGGCGGCGGAGGAGGCAGCUCCGUCGAUGGGACGCCACUUCAGCUGCACAAUGGCAACGGCAGCGGCUCCGACAGCACCGUCUCCCACAAUGGCAAGCCGUCCACCAUACUUACCAUCACGAAAACAAGCCGUCCACAUGACACGUCCAAGGUUACGUCCAAGCAGGCGGAUGCAAUGCCUCGCAAGGCCUGGGAGCAGCACAGCGACGAGUACGACAUACAGCUCGACGUUGGCUUCAUCGACCAAUGCACGCGACGCUUUGAGUCCGGCACGCCUUCUCCGAUGCCGCCCGCCUACAGCUCGGGUCAGCACAGUCCAAUGCUGCUGCCCACGACCAUAGCGGAUGCAGUGGGUCAACAGCAGCCAGAAAGUGGCAGCGAUUUGAUCACUAUGCGAUUGCUGGCCGACGAACAGGGUCGUUAUGGCUUCAAUGUCAAGGGUGGUGUUGAUCUCGGUCUGCCCGUACAGGUGUCCAAGGUGGUGCCACACACACCCGCCGAUCGCUGUUCGCCGCGUGUCUGCGAGGGCGACGAGGUGCUCAUGAUCAAUGGCCGCGAUGUGCACGGAUUGCGGCAUGAGCAAGUGGUGGCCAUGAUACGCGACUGUCGACACCAAUCGAGCGGCGAACUGUUGCUGACCGUGAGGCCAAAACGAUCAGCACCGUUGCUGCUGGAGGAGGAGCCACUGUAUCAAUAUGUGCCCGAGAGCGAUGAGAUUGGUUCGCACUCGAAUCUGCUGGAUGGCGAUGCUCUCUUCACCCAGAGCCUCUUGUUGCUCAGCGAUGGACUCGCCUCGGGCGCUCUGCUUGCCCAGUACGAGCUCAUGUACCGCAAGAAUCCCGAUCUGGCCAUCACAGAGGCACGCAAGCCAUCAAAUGCACCCAAGAAUCGUUACCGCGACAUUUCCCCCUAUGACUGUACGCGUGUGUCGCUGGUUAAUUCGCUGACUGGGGACUACAUCAAUGCCAACUAUGUGAACAUGGAGAUUCCAGGAGGCGUGGUGAACCGCUAUAUAGCCACCCAAGGUCCACUGGCCAGCACCACAACGGACUUUUGGCGCAUGGUGCAGCAGGAGAGCAGUCAUCUGCUGGUCAUGCUCACCACUGUGAUGGAAGCGGGACGACAGAAGUGUCAUCAGUAUUGGCCAGUUACUGGGGACGAACUGCAGCUGGGCGAUGGUUUCUCUGUGCGUUGUCUUAGCGAAAAGCCCGAUGAGACGGGCAGCUUUGUAUUCCGGGAAUUUGUGCUGCGGGAUAAGCACGAACAGCGGCACAUUCAUCACAUGCAGUAUCUUGCCUGGCCAGAUCACUGUGUACCCUCCGAUCCCAAUCUGUUCCUCGAGUUCACGGAGCGUGUGCGCGCCGCACGCAAUCGCACGUUGCUCCAAGAGAUUGAGGAGAGUCUGAAGCAGGUGCGACUACUCGACGCGGAUGCCGAUGAGAACGGCGGCCUGAUGAGUGAGCGCAAAUGCGCGGCCAGCAAUGGUGCAACACCCGAGGACGAAACUCCAGUCUCCACCAGCGUGCAUCAAUGCAUUAGUGCUGCUAAUCCUCCAGUGAUUGUGCAUUGCUCGGCGGGAAUUGGACGCACUGGUGUGCUCAUACUCAUGGACACUGCCCUGGCGCUGAUGGAGGCACGUGAACCGGUGUAUCCGCUGGAUAUUGUGCGCACUAUGCGUGAUCAACGUGCCUGCAUGGUUCAGAAUGUGAGUCAAUAUCGAUUCGUUUGCGAAUGUAUUUGUGCUGCCUACAUGAAAAUCUCGCGAAGCAGCGCUGCGAUCAAUGACGACGACGAUUAACUGGAUUUAUCCCUCCCCUCUAAGAGUUCUACUAGUGGACAAUCUAUAAUACACAUCUUCCUGUCUAUAAAUAUAUAUUUAUCCCGUCUUGCAUGACGCCUUUGAUUAUUCUUAAUCAAUCUAUCUUUAUCAAAUAUUAUACAAAAAUACUUAUGAAAUCAAUCUUAAUGUUAGUAAACCCCUUAGAGACAUAAAUACAUAAGUAUCUAUGCUUGCAAUCAUUAUGUAUAUCAUUACGAUUAUAAUUAUUAUUAUGUAUUAUCAUUAUUGUCUAUAUAAUAAUCAACUUAACUCUGUAUAUGUCUGUCGCAUAUGGGCAAUAAUCCACGCAAGUGCUGCUGAGAAACUAAGAAAUCAAUUCUAAAUUUUUAAACCAUACAACAAAGAGAACAAAACUACCUAAAUCAAGUAUACAAAAAAAGCUAAAGCUAAUCGAGUUUGCGAAUUGAAUAAAUGCAUUAUUUAUUAAUAUACCCCAAGUGGAAAUUACAGAGAAUAUAUUCAUAAACAAUAACGAAUAGAUUUAACAUAAAAAGAUAUAAAAAUACAAAAGUAAAAAAAUGAGAAAGUAAAAACUGUUAGUAUUUUAGCACCAAAUUCAAAUCGUAUAUGUACAUGUAUUUAUGCCGAAAACAGAACUAAAUAAAUAUAUUAAAAAUG